CCAAAUAUUCACUCUUGUGGAGUAUCACUUCAACAACCUAGGCAAGCUACCUCAAAUCUUACCAUACCCAACUCAAAUCUAGAUCAAGAUUUCCAAAAAAUUCAGAUCUAAACUUGAAAUCUUGAUUUCCCCUCUCAUUUGAUCACCAUUUCCUUAUAUUUUUGUCCUUAAUUUGAUAUAUCGAAUAUGUUUCGUCUUUCGUAUUCUGAAAAAUCAUAAUGCCAUGUUCUUGAAUUUUUCUGUUCAAGAUUUUCAAAAAAUUCAGAUCUAAAUCAUUUCUCUGGAGCAACUUGAAUCUACCACAUUGUCUUAAAAUCAUAUUUUACGAUAUGAUAUACCGGGUAGGUUUGAUUUGGUUUGGUUUGGAAAAUUGGAAGACCAUGUUCUUGAUUUUUCUGCUCCUCCUUGCUACCACUACUACUCAAGGAUGCACAGCACCACCAGUGAAUUCAUGUCCACCAUUCACUACCACAAUUCCAUAUCCAUUCUCAGCUUCACCAGGCUGUGGCCACCCUUCAUUCCCAAUCAAAUGCUCAGCUCCACAGUCAUCUCUCUCAAUCAACAACCUCAGCUUCUCUCUACUUCACUUUGAGCUGAACUCAUCUUCUCUUCUGCUAACUCCCCGACCAAACCACAAAAAACACACUUGUCUUCCAUCUCUCUCCACCAUUCCUGACCUCCCCAUCAAUCUCUCCCAAACCCCAUUCAAAAUCUCUGAUUCUUCUUGCUCUAGGCUCUCUCAUCUUCACCAGUGCUCACCUCCAAGUCUGCCAAAUUGUAGCCUUUGUUCUUGGGAAUGCAAGCUCAUCAAAAACCCACUAAAUCUUGUUCACAACUGUGCUCCACAGCCUCACUCAAUGUCUCAGCAAGAUUGUCAGCCUGAUGUUCUUGGAUAUCUUGAUAAUUUCUUGAAAAUGGGCCUUGAAGUUGAGUGGACUCAAAACCCUAAUCAAGAAAAUCAAGCUGAAAAUCAAGAUUCAUACUUUUCAAGCUGCAAUACUUGUUUAACAAACAAGGGUACUUGUGGAUACAACACUACUGACCCAGAAAAGCCCUUCAUUUGUUUCAGACCAAAGCCUAAAAUCUCACAAUCACUACUACAUCAACAAUCAUUUCCUCCUCACAAGGUCACAAUUUUAUCUCUAUCUUUCAUAUUUAUAUGCAUUUUCAUUGCAAUUACAAUAGGUACUUUUGUUUUUCGUGCGAAAAAAAUCACAUCUUUGCAAAAUCAAGAAGACCCUACCACUCAAUUUCUUCAUCAGCACCGCUCAGCUAGUCUACUGCCACCUGUGUUUACUUAUGAUGAUCUCGAAAUCUCGACAAAUUAUUUUGACCCAAAAAGGAAAAUUGGUGAUGGGGGGUUUGGAUCAGUGUUUUUAGGCCAACUUGCUGAUGGUCACAUUGUAGCUGUUAAGCAUUUGCACAAGCAAAACUCGAAAACCAAGUCAUUUUGUAAUGAAAUUUUGAUUCUUUCGUCGAUUACUCACCCGAAUUUAGUUAAGUUACAUGGCUAUUGUAGUGAUCCUAGAGGGUUACUUUUAGUGUAUGAUUAUGUUUCUAAUGGUACAUUAGCUGAUCAUCUACAUGGUGUUUAUAAAAAGGGCUCUUUGAAGUGGAUUGUUAGAGUUGAGAUUGCUUUGCAAAUUGCAUUAGCUAUUGAGUAUUUACAUUUCUCUGUGUUGCCACCUAUUGUACAUAGAGAUGUGACUUCAACAAACAUAUUUGUGGAGAAAGAUAUGAGGGUGAAAGUUGGAGAUUUUGGGCUUUCAAGAUUGUUGAUUUGUCAAGAAAAUGGGGUGAUGCCAGGUAAUGGACUUAACGGACCGGGUUCGGGUUGUGUUUGGACUGGCCCACAAGGGACACCGGGGUAUUUGGAUCCUGAUUAUUAUCAGUCAUUUAGGCUUACUGAGAAGAGUGAUGUGUAUAGUUUUGGUGUGAUUUUAUUGGAGUUGAUUACUGGUAUGCGUGCUGUGGAUUCUAGGCGAGAAAAGAGUGAAAUGGCAUUGGUAGAUUUAGUUGUGCCGAAGAUUCAAAUGGGGUUGUUGGAGGAUGUUGUGGACCCGGUUUUGGCGGGCGAUAGGGUGGCGAUGGAGGGUGUUGGUGCAGUCGCAGAGCUGGCUUUCAGGUGUGUUGCAGCAGAGAAAGAUGAUAGGCCUAAUGCUAGGGAGGUGGUGGAGGAGUUGAAACGGAUACGGGGAUGUUCACGUGGGAUUGUCCGGUUGGGGAGUUCGACCAAUGUGGUAGUUCCUGAAUGUGGUCCUAUUGUUGUUUGAAUCUUCGAAAGUAGGACAAUUUCAGAUUCAUUGAUGUAUUUGGCCUGUUGCGUUUAGGAACUCUUUUCCGAAUGGCAGACAAAACUUUGAGAGACUUCCUAUUUAUAAACUUGCGUAUGCAUCCUUUUACUGAAGCAUGAGUUGUCGACUUUCAACACAUCGAAAGGAAAGGAUAUGAUAAUUGUGGAGUACUGUUUAGCAGCCGGCGACGAAGAAAGAUGAUAGGCCACAUGGGGCUGUUGGUGUUUGAAUGCUGGGGAGGUAAUUGAGGUUAGAUCUCACUGGAGUUGUGGUUUUAGUAUGUACAUAUGAAAUUUUGAACUGUAUUUUCCCCACAGUUUCUGACUUUUGUUACUAUGGUCCAUCACAAAUUUAUUCUGGGGAUGUAACUUGUCUACUAUAUAAUGAAGUAUAUCGCUCUCA
Messenger RNA from Daucus carota subsp. sativus, 2696 nucleotides. Its product is annotated as LEAF RUST 10 DISEASE-RESISTANCE LOCUS RECEPTOR-LIKE PROTEIN KINASE-like 1.5. The coding region runs from base 330 to 2273 and encodes 647 amino acids. NCBI's taxonomy places the organism in Eukaryota, Viridiplantae, Streptophyta, Magnoliopsida, Apiales, Apiaceae. The record is from RefSeq and is a predicted model, not a curated record. Gene Ontology annotation, biological process: protein phosphorylation. Gene Ontology annotation, molecular function: protein kinase activity; ATP binding. The transcript has a single exon.